This is a messenger RNA of Hippoglossus stenolepis (Pacific halibut), 1581 nucleotides long. RefSeq names its product proteasome activator subunit 3 (gene psme3). The record is from RefSeq and is a predicted model, not a curated record. Gene Ontology annotation, biological process: positive regulation of endopeptidase activity; regulation of proteasomal protein catabolic process; regulation of G1/S transition of mitotic cell cycle. Gene Ontology annotation, molecular function: endopeptidase activator activity. Bases 131 to 901 code for a protein of 256 amino acids. Gene Ontology annotation, cellular component: nucleoplasm; proteasome activator complex; cytoplasm. The transcript has 10 exons. Lineage: Eukaryota; Metazoa; Chordata; Actinopteri; Pleuronectiformes; Pleuronectidae.
CGUCACGUCGCGUCUCGAUGUCGUCAUCACUAAGCUCAGCAAAGUGUGGCUGACAAGCAACAAGCUGCCCGUUCACACGUGAGUUUGAUGCCGUUGGGACAAUCGCUGUUCGCCCGCUUGACCACAGAAGAUGUCUUCACUGCUCAAGGUUGACAAUGAGAUCAAAACCAAGGUCGAUGCAUUCCGUGAACGUAUCACUUCAGAAGCAGAGGAACUAGUUGCAGCUUUUUUCCCAAAGAAAUUACUGGAGCUUGAUCACUUCCUGAAGGAUCCAAUCAUCAACAUCAUUGAGCUGAAGGAGAUCCACUCGGAUAUAAACCUGACGGUGCCGGACCCCAUCCUGCUCUCAAACCUGCAUGACGGGCUAGACGCGCAAAAUGCCAAAAAGAGGAAGCUCGAGGAUGGAGGUGGGGAGGACAAGGUGACUGGCACCAAGGUGUUCGUCAUGCCGGGCGGGAUGAUGAAGAGCAACGCAAACCUCGUUGAUCUCAUUGAAAAGGUCAAGCCGGAGAUCAGGACACUCAUAGAGAAAUGUAACACAGUCAAGAUGUGGGUCCAGCUGCUCAUCCCAAGGAUAGAGGACGGCAACAACUUCGGUGUGUCGAUCCAGGAGGAGACGGUAGCUGAACUCCGAACAGUUGAAGGGGAGGCAGCAUCUUACCUCGACCAGAUAUCAAGAUACUACAUCACAAGGGCCAAGCUGGUUUCUAAAAUAGCUAAAUAUCCACAUGUGGAGGACUAUCGGCGCACAGUAACCGAGAUUGAUGAGAAGGAAUACAUCAGUCUGAAGAUCAUAGUCUCUGAGCUCAGAAAUCAAUACGUAACGUUACAUGAUAUGAUCCUGAAGAACAUUGAGAAGAUCAAGAGGCCUCGAAGCAGUAACGCCGAAGCCCUGUACUGAUGUUCAUCCAGCCACCGCCCGACCCCACCAUCCCACCCCCCCGUCCCCUCGCUGCCAUGCCUGUCGAGCCACAGUAGCCUGGCCCCGGUCCACAGGACGACAACUAGACAUUCACCGACAAAUCAACAACGCUCUUUACAGAAACGUAGCUUCAAACAUGGACACAACACACAGGUUUUUUUUUUUCUGUUUGUUUUAAUUGUAAAAUAUUUUUCUUGUUUUAAACCCAUUGAAGACAAAAAAAAUAUUCUCCCAGAAAAAGGAGGAGAUGGAUAAUAAAAUGUAUUUUUUAAUUUUAAUUAAACAUUUUGUCCUCACAACUUUGUGAAGUCGCUUCAUUCGUGGCUCUUUAAGGAAAGAAUUAAAAAAAAGUUCAGAGCAGUUGUCUGUGUCGCGGCCGCUGCUUCAGUGAAUGUCAGUUACUUUGUGUUUAUUCGUCUCCUGUUGUGUCUCCUGGACGAUGGUUGUUCACAGGAGAUGCAACACGAGCUGUUGUGUUUUUUUGUUUUUUUUUCUCCGAAUGUCGUCUGCACAUUACACAUUAUAGUCAUGAUAAAUAUGAUUAUUAAGCUGGUUGUAGGUUUCACCGACUUGAUGGUUUUCAGUGAAAAUUCAUGUAAGUCACCAAAGCAUCUCUUCUGUCGCGUCAUUGAAUAUUGAAUAAAACAUUUUUUGAUAAA